Messenger RNA from Sycon ciliatum, 2856 nucleotides. Its product is annotated as kelch-like protein diablo. Gene Ontology annotation, molecular function: protein binding. The record is from RefSeq and is a predicted model, not a curated record. Lineage: Eukaryota; Metazoa; Porifera; Calcarea; Leucosolenida; Sycettidae. The coding region runs from base 450 to 2237 and encodes 595 amino acids. The transcript is spliced from 2 exons.
CCUCCGCCUAGCCUGGCUGGUAUUUUUUUUGUGUAGAAUCUAGGUCUGGCCACUUGCACUGCCUUGCACAGGUUGCACACCGGAUGUCGAUGAGUGGGUAGACUCUACAUACUAGUAGUAGUAGUAACUAAGUGUCGAGCACAGCAACCAAUUCCAGCAGAGACUCAGUCAUCAAUGAAGGUGGAGUAGGAUGUCCAUCAACAUGAAGGAAGGACUUAGGUACGGAGGGGUUUGUGAGAUUCUCGAAGGUUGGAGAUCAACCAUUACCACUCGCUGCGGGUGAUCCGUAGCGCCCUAUGUGUCCCUGUACCGGACCAGCAAGUACGGUUGGUUCGAUGGACAAAGCUGCAUUUUAGGAUUACAUUAGACUCAGCCUUUUGUUGAUUUGGAAAAUGAUAACCGGUAUGUAAGAUUGCUGCCUGCUGGUUGAUACACUCGAUAUUCCAGGAAUGGAUAACAUCGUAUCCCCUACCAGUGUCAGUGUUAGUUCUAUACACACUGGAACAACCUCUACCAGCAGCUCAACAGGACUGGAUGGCGAAACUGGAGCAGACGCAGGCGUGCUGGCCCAUGCUCUGACCAUUUUGAAUGACCUGUGUGAUCUUCGCAGCCGCUCCGAGCUGUGUGAUGUUGUCCUGGUCGCUAGCGACGACCGGACAGUGAGCGCGCAUCGCGCUGUCCUAGCCGCAGGGACGCCGUAUUUCCGCGCCAUGCUCACGGGUGGUCUCAAGGAGUCCGCCCAGAGCAAGAUAAGUUUGCCUGGUGUCGAUGGGGACACGUUGGAAAUGCUGGUGAACUUUCUCUACACUGGCCGAGUACAGGUAGACGAGACGAAUGUUCAGGUACUGCUGACAGCUGCUUCCCUACUGCAACUGAACAGUGUCAUGGAGAUCUGCGUCAAGUUCUUGCUAACACACAUAGACACUGCAAACUGUCUGGGUGUUGUGGCUCUCGGCAAGGUCCUGGCAUUGCCGACCCUUUACGAGGGCGCCAUGGAGUUUGCCGCUCGCAAUUUCUUCUCGAUCGUAUCGUCCGAGGACUACCUUCAGGUGCCUGUGGAAAUCCUGCGUGAGCUGCUGACGCGGGACGAGCUGGUGGUGCGGUCCGAGACGGACGUGUUUGACGCGUGCAUCCAGUGGUUAAGACACGAGUGGCCGCGGCACGCCAGGUUGGCGGCGGGAGUGCUGCACUGUGUGCGCUGGCCGUGCAUGCCGGCCACCAGCCUGGCGUGCCUGGACUGCGACGAGGAGCUGCAGUUCCUGCGCGAGCUGCCUGAGUGCGCCACGCUGCUGCAAUACGCCAAGUGGGGCGAGUGGAACGCCAUGGGACAGCGGCACAAGUCCUGGAGACGCCUGCGGCACUCCAUUGCCUGCCGCGGCAUCGUCUUUGCGAUCGGCGGGGAGACGAACCCCGGGCGAAACAUAAUCAGCGACGCGGAGAAGUUCGACUCGCAGGUGGGCAGCUGGGAGGCAGUGUCGCCGAUUACAAAGCCUCGCCGUGGCGCCGGUGCUGUUCUAGUCGGCAAUCUUCUGUACAUGGCGGGUGGGUCAGACGGCUUCAACGCGCUGUCAGAUAUCGUUUCCUACGAGCCUGAAACGAACGUAUGGAGUGAAGCGGGGGAGAUGCUCGAGAAGCGUAGCAGUGUUGGUGCUGUUGCCGCUGGCCACACUAUCUACUUCAUCGGCGGGUACGACGGGCAAACGACCUGUCUGAGUUCGGCAGAAUCGUACCACGUGCAGACACGACAGCAUAAGAUUCUUCCGCCGAUGACGUCACCACGCUCUAUGUGCACUGUCGCACUGCUCAACGACUGCAUCUAUGCCAUCGGGGGCUAUGAUGGAUCAGACGAUCUGCGUAGUGUCGAGCGCUACGAGAUGGAGCAGGGUCGCUGGGUGUCCGUCGCCCCUAUGCUAGAGAAAAGAUCCAUGGCUGCAUCCGCAGUGAUCUCGGACCGUCUGUUCGUUGUCGGUGGCAGUGCAGGCCUGGUUGUGUUCGCUUCGGCAGAGGUGUACGACCCCAACAUGGACAUGUGGACCAUGAUCGCUGACAUGAACCAUGCCCGCAGUGGCCUGGGCGUAGCGGUGAUCAGUGGCUCACUGUACGUGCUGGGAGGCUACAACGGCGUUGCCAAUCUCAGCAGCGUGGAGAGUUACGACGAUGACACACACGAGUGGGUGCUGCGGCCAUCCAUGCUAGUGGCACGCCGCCGCUUCAGCUGCUGCUGCCAAGUCACAUGACCUGAUCCAAGUGAUGAGCGACGAUUGAGCGUGCAUGCAUCCUCAGACGACUUGCAUGACUGCCUGAGGCCAUGUGAUUGAGAUAUUGCCAUACGGCAGGGCCAGGGCGCUCUGUUGGCAGGCCACGCGCAGCUGUGUGCCCAGUGCUAUAUUUAGCAUGUGAGAUAGGCUGCAAGCACUGGCGAAGUCGUGCACAUAUUUUGACUACCGGUAAAGGCAUGUUGUUCACUUCAACUACAUCUGCCCGCUUUAUUGAGCUAGGUGCACGUGUACUGCUGUGAGGAGAUUGGAGUGUUGCAUAUUGGUUGCUGCUCCGCCAUGUCUGGUUUCUUGCAACGCUGAAGUCUAUUGAUGCCUCUGGGAUAUUUCAAUUUUCCAUUCACCUUGAUGUGGGUUUCGUACUGUCGAUGUGUAACUCAACCACGAACAUGAUUGUAUUUAUACUUACAAAUGAGAGGAAACAAAUUUCAGAAUAGACAAGACAAUGGAUGAAGGCUGUUGUUACUUUGACGUACAAAUUUCAGACAGAAAUGCCAUAUUGCGUGUAUCUGAGAAAGAAUAAUGCAUAUAAUAUAAAUAACAACUGAGCACUGAGACAGCGAGAGUCUGUCUGAAGAGA